Alternaria novae-zelandiae is the source of this 528-nucleotide messenger RNA. RefSeq lists its product as uncharacterized. The record is from RefSeq and is a predicted model, not a curated record. Gene Ontology annotation, cellular component: endoplasmic reticulum membrane. The coding region runs from base 1 to 528 and encodes 175 amino acids. The transcript has 2 exons. Lineage: Eukaryota; Fungi; Ascomycota; Dothideomycetes; Pleosporales; Pleosporaceae. Gene Ontology annotation, molecular function: 3-dehydrosphinganine reductase activity. Gene Ontology annotation, biological process: sphingolipid biosynthetic process.
AUGAAGCUGUGGACUCAAGAUGACGAAGACGCUGCGGUGCCAUUAAGCCCAAAGUUGAGGAAGAUUGUGUUCGUGAAUAGUUCCGCAUCGCUUGUCCCGGCACCUGGCUACCUAGCAUACUCCGGCCCAAAGAGCACGUACGCCGUCCAAUGUAUCUUUGCGCACAACUUCAUCACGCCAACCUUUCUACAAGAGCAAAAGACUAAACCCGAACUCACCAAGCGCAUCGAAGGCACGUCGGGCGAGCUUCACGAAUUAGAGAAGCAGUUUCCCUACGCUGCGAAGAUUGCGCCCGAGAUUGUGGCAAAUGUAGCGAGCGGCGACUAUGCUGUAUGUGAUGGGAGAUUCGAUCCUCAGCUAUUGUGGGCGAAUGCUAUGGGUGCGAGUCCGCGGCGUGGAUGGGGGAUCGUGGACACGCUGAUGGCCAUGUUUAUGCUUCUCGCGUGGCCAUUCGUGAGGCGUGAUAUGGAGAAGAAGUGUUGGGGUGAUGCGUUGGGUGCAAAACAGGAUGAAGAUACGAAAUCAUGA